Paramacrobiotus metropolitanus is the source of this 1788-nucleotide messenger RNA. Its product is annotated as atrial natriuretic peptide receptor 1-like. NCBI's taxonomy places the organism in Eukaryota, Metazoa, Tardigrada, Eutardigrada, Parachela, Macrobiotidae. The transcript has 16 exons. The record is from RefSeq and is a predicted model, not a curated record. The coding region runs from base 1 to 1788 and encodes 595 amino acids. Gene Ontology annotation, molecular function: signaling receptor activity; peptide hormone binding.
AUGGCCGUACCGCGAUUUAUACAAGCAUUACCGUUUACGGCAGCUGGAUUUGAUCUGGGAUUACGCGACGCGGCCGCGCUGUACCCGGGAAUGCUCAACGUCACUCUGGAAUACAUCUCGCCUAAGGAACUAGCAAUCUGCCCGGAUUUUGACUUGUCUUAUCAUGUCGUUGCCGAAUACUAUUACAGGAGAUGCACAGAUGGAAAUACUGUUUGCGCAUUAUUUUAUCCAGGUUGCAAUCCUACAAUAACAUUAGCCAGCUUGGGAAGAGAAUGGAAUUUAUUCACGUUAAACUCUGGGACGACCUUUUCCCACCUUCGCGACCGUGCCUUGUAUCCGUCAACCAUCGAUUUCGCCCCGUUUCAGUACACUCCAUACGGUGCCAGUGUACUGGGUUUUUUACAUAAGCACAACUGGACAUCCGUGGCCAUGGUGUAUGAUAAUUCCACUCGGCAGAUUUUUAACGUUAUGGUGUAUAAUGCAAUCGAGAAGCAUCUGCGGAUCAAUGGCAAGUCCAUACGGUUUUAUUCGUACCCGAUUAACAACAGCGACAGUGUGGAUUUUGAUCUGGUGGUCACACGUGUUGCCCAGGUCGCUCGAGUUGUGCUGAUCAGCACUCUCCCUGACACUGCGAGGAACUUAUCCAUGGCAUUAUAUCGUCUCGGCGCACCUGCAACUGAAUUUGUACGCAUCUAUAUGGACGGUCCCAGUAAUCCGUUUGGUCCCUUAAAAUAUGCGGUCGGAGAUGCGGACGAUGAGGUUGCCAUGAAAUCCUUUUCUGGCAUGUUCGUGCUUACAGCCUGCUACGACUACAGACCGGAAAUGUCUCUCCUGCUUUCGGAGAUGAAAGAUAGGGCAAUUAGCAAAUACAGCGCGACAUUUCGUGGAGGAAGCGGGCCUUCGCAUUUUGUUGUUGCGGCCUAUGCCUCAGUCUUGCUUUAUCAUCAGGCACUCGCCGAAAUGAUAGCGAAAAACUUGGAUAUUCGUGAUGGGACAGCUGCUGCUAAUAUACUGAUAAAUCGUACUCUAAGCUUCCCCAGUGUCGGCCGGGUUUUCCUAAAUGAAUAUGGCGAAAGGCAGGAUAUGAUGUGCCUAACAAAUUUUCAGCCAAGCACUGGAACAUUCGAGACAGUCAUGCGCUAUGACAGUCCUACAUCGCAUCUGGUCCUCGCGGCAAACUACUCGAUCAAAUGGGGAACAUGGAAUAACCAACCGCCAAGAAAUAUGCCCGUGUGCGGAUAUGGAAACGAUAUGUGUCAAGAAUCCAUAAUUGUACCAGUGUUACUUGGAACAUUCUCUGCAGUUAUGCUGAGUGCGCUGGCAACCAUCCUUUACAUUAGAAAAGCUCGGAUAAAUGAUCAAGAUGCUGAAUGGUGGAACAUCGAUCUAAACAAAAUGAUGAGACCUCGACUACGAUCCACACUUGUGUCCAACUUAAAUCUGUCUGGAACACGACGGAUUUCACGGAUCUCACGGGUUACAAGUGUUCAGCAGGAUAUCAUGACGUACAAUGGACAUUCCGUUAGACUGCAGAUUAUUAAAAUUACUCAUAAGCCGGUUUUUCGAAAGUCUACUCAAGAUAUGCUAAACGAGGUGCGUCGUCUAGCUAAUUUCUCCCAAAACAUUAACCGGCUCGUCGGCAUUGCCAUACAACCAACGAUGGUCACCUUUGUUAAGACAUGUUGUCAGCGUGGCGGACUGGAUGUUCUGCUGGAAGAGUUUACCGUUGACAAUAAUCUGAAAAUUUCCCUCAUUUGGGAUAUUGUCCAAGAAUUUACGAUAUCUUAG